Messenger RNA from Colletotrichum higginsianum IMI 349063, 432 nucleotides. RefSeq lists its product as uncharacterized. Bases 1 to 432 code for a protein of 143 amino acids. NCBI's taxonomy places the organism in Eukaryota, Fungi, Ascomycota, Sordariomycetes, Glomerellales, Glomerellaceae. The transcript has a single exon. The record is from RefSeq and is a predicted model, not a curated record.
AUGUGGCCCUACCUAUCUUGCCAUUUGGUAAUCUGUUUGACACUGUCCUCCCAGGUUGUUGUGGUUGCUGCUGCUGCUGCUGUUGCUGCUGCUGUUGCUGCUGUUGGCCACCAAAGCCUGCUGGUAUACCACGCAGCGAUUGAGGGGCCACUCCUACUUGUUGCGCCCAUUGUCAGCUUAGGAACCUCGAAGAGCGGCUUUCUGGGAGAAAUGGUGUCCGAGAGAAUUGCAUCCAAGAAGCGUAUGUCAAAGGAAGGCCAUGUUUUUCCAUCAAAAACCCCAUAUCUAUGUCAGGCAAGGCCGGCGCUGAAUGUCGAGACUCGAGGCUCUGAGGACGGCGAGGGAUCUGCUGGUGGCAUCGAUGACGGCGUGGCUGGUCGCAUGCAUCGUCGCAGUAUUCCAACGGUGUUUCUCAACGGCAUAGAGUCGUAG